ACACCUCAUAAGGCUCAAAAGCCCCUUUCUACGCCUGUUGCGCCGUAUCUCAUUCAUGCAAUUAUUCGUGGAACAGCUCUCUGGUGCUAUCGCCACCGUACUUGUCCAAUCUUCGGACACCAUUGACUCCGUCAAACGUAGGAUCAUAGAGACUGAUAGCACACCCACCUUGCACCUGAAGUUUCGUGGUCACUUUCUCGAGGGUGACCAAACUCUCGCCGAUUGUGGAGUUCAUGAUGAGGAUAUCGUUGUCAUCGCCCUUCGCCUGUGCGGUGGAGCACCACCCCUUCCUUGCCCAAUGGAGAGGAUUAUGCCUGACGGCGAAGGUCUAGUUCCGCAGAAGAAAGACAAGAACAAAGUGUUCCGCAUGCUCUUCCCCGGACAGCUACAGAUUUAUAUCCGCACCGUCGGGGAUCAGUCAAUUGCCGUGACCUUAUCGAUGGAUGAAAAGGUCCUUGUACUGAAGCAGCAGAUUGAGGAAAAGCUGGGUAUCCCGGCGGAUGACCAACGCCUGUUGUUCAGCGGUCAGGAACUGGAAGAUCAACGAUCCCUCGCAGACUAUGAGCUUCAGACUGAUAACACGGUGCAUCUCAGCACACGGUCCACACCCGCUCGCCAAGGUUCAGUUCGCACGACGUUACAGAGGCUCCGGCGCCCAGUGCCCUCAAGUGAAGAAGUGCAAAUCUUCGUAAAGAAUCUGAACGGUAAAACAAUGGCAAUCAUGGUAUCUCCUGCGGAUACCGUAAAGAGCUUGUUGGAGAAGGUCGAGGUGAAAACGGGAAUUCCACCGUCCCAGCAACGCCUGCUGUACGGCGGAAAGCAGCUUGUUCCGGACAUGAUCCUUGCUGACUACAAUAUCCAGAAGGAGAGCACGUUACACCUCGUUCUUCGCCUACGUGGCGGCGGAACGUCAGCAUGAUCCAGCUCGGAUAUUUCUCUCGCGAUAUCUGUCCAUUUUUCCCCAUUAGCGAACGUGUUCUAUGAUUCCCUCACGCCGUUCCCUUAGUACUUCGCGUGUACUGUUGGCAUUUUAUCCAAGUGUUUGCGAUACUUGUGCUACUUC
This is a messenger RNA of Postia placenta MAD-698-R-SB12, 1063 nucleotides long. RefSeq lists its product as hypothetical. Gene Ontology annotation, molecular function: protein tag activity; ubiquitin protein ligase binding. Lineage: Eukaryota; Fungi; Basidiomycota; Agaricomycetes; Polyporales; Adustoporiaceae. The coding region runs from base 56 to 919 and encodes 287 amino acids. Gene Ontology annotation, cellular component: cytoplasm; nucleus. Gene Ontology annotation, biological process: protein ubiquitination; modification-dependent protein catabolic process. The record is from RefSeq and is a predicted model, not a curated record. The transcript is spliced from 6 exons.